AUGGUGACCGCGGAGGAGCAGAGCCAAACGUUGGCUGAGGAAAUUGAAGUUCUUGAGAGUAUUUAUAUUGAUGAGUUGGAGAAAAUCACCGACGAUCAUUUGCGCAUUCGCGUCACACCGGAGGAGUAUGACGAAUCCAAAAAAGAUCCCGUACUGCUCCUUGAUGUUCGAUACACAGACAAAUACCCUGACGAAGUGCCUCAUCUCUCCAUUUGCGUACUUGAAGAUGAACGACAAGUACUCGGUCCCGCACCGGAAGACGCCAACGAGCCUAGUGAGGAGAGCAUGGAAACAGACAAACGUGAGGGAGUACAGAAGCUGUAUACUGAGCUCGAAGAAGUGGCCAAUGAAUCUUUGGGUCUGCCUAUGGUAUUCACGCUAGCGUCGCACUUGCGAGAAUCAUUAACAGACUAUAUGACGCGUAAAGCGCAAGAGGCGGAGAAGGAAGCAAAUGAGAAACGAGAGGCAGAACUUCGGGCAGAAGAAGAAAAAUUCCGUGGUACAGCUGUUACUGUUGAGCGGUUCCGCGUUUGGCGUGAAGAGUUCAUGAAGAAGCAAGCAGAACUCAAAGCGCAAAAAGAGGAGGCGUUUAUGGCCACACUCUCCAAUAAAGAGAAGGAAGAGUACAAGCGUAUGAAGGCCAAACCAACUGGACGCGAACUCUUCUCGAAGCCAGGAACAGGCGUUGAGGAAGAGAAAGUCGCAGAUGAAGCCGUCAAGGAGGUGGACUUCAGCAAGUAUACGCGUGAAGAGCGUGAGAAAUGGACGCACGAGGAUGAAUCCGACGGGGAAGAAGGCUUUGUGGACGAUAUGGAGGAAUGA
Messenger RNA from Malassezia pachydermatis, 822 nucleotides. Its product is annotated as rwd-domain-containing protein. Gene Ontology annotation, biological process: cytoplasmic translation. The record is from RefSeq and is a predicted model, not a curated record. The coding region runs from base 1 to 822 and encodes 273 amino acids. NCBI's taxonomy places the organism in Eukaryota, Fungi, Basidiomycota, Malasseziomycetes, Malasseziales, Malasseziaceae. The transcript has 3 exons. Gene Ontology annotation, molecular function: protein binding.